AUGGCUGCCGUGCCGCAGCAGAAGGUACACGAUGUAAUCAAACAUUAUCGUCCUGCUAGACAAUUCCCCGGCUCUGUGCGCUCGGAUGGAGCGGAAAGUCGUAUCACCUCACUGGACUUCGAUGACAUGGGCGAUUUUUUGGUCGCGGCCUGCGAUGACGAGACAAUGCAAGUAUACGAUAUCAAAGAGGGAAAGAGAACCAAAAUGAUACCCAGCAAGAAGUAUGGAAUUCACCUCGCUCGGUUUACUCAUCAUCCGCGCAAUGUCCUGUUUGCCAGUACGAAACAAGACGACUCACUCCGCUUACUCGAACUGCAUAACGAGAGUUUUGUUCGUUACUUCACCGCUCACACUGCCCAAGUAACCUGUAUCGCCUUGUCACCUGGAAGCGAUCAGUUCCUCUCAUGCGGGAGUGACGACAUGGUUUGCCUGUGGGAUCUAAAUUCGAGAAGUCCUCAGGGGAAACUGAAACUCGUCACGCCCUACCUUGCUGCCUACGAUCCUUCGGCGAAUGUGAUGGCGAUAGCAUCGCAAUCCACCUCAUCCGUCCUCAUGUACGAUGUUCGAAAUUUCGAUAAAGCCCCUUUUGCAACAUUCGACAUGUCCGAAGCGGAAGAUAAAUACACUCCGACUACUAAAGGGCGUGCAUGGACAAAACUGGAGUUCUCAAAUGAUGGAAAGAGUAUGCUUGUAGGAACGGAUUAUCAUGGUCACUUUGUAUUGGAUGCGUUUGAUGGAGCGGUCAAGUCAUUCCUCGUGGGUAAAACGAACGGAACAGGACGAGCCGCGCCCGUGUCAACAUCAGGAAAGCCUUUGGGUCAAGGCGAUGCAUGCUUUACACAAGAUGGGAGGUAUAUCAUCGGCGGGACAGGAGACCAAGACCUCCUUGUCUGGGACACUCAAGUCGCUACCGGCGGUCGGCAGGAACCUACCACGAAGUUGACAAGUCGCGGCAUCAAGAGUGCCAUUGUACAAUGCAAUCCACGCUACAACAUGCUUGCAACGGCAGACACAAAAGUCUGCAUGUGGCUCCCAGGAGACCAAAUCAAAAAUCCAGAUCUCUAA
Messenger RNA from Capronia epimyces CBS 606.96, 1065 nucleotides. RefSeq lists its product as uncharacterized. Gene Ontology annotation, cellular component: Set1C/COMPASS complex. The coding region runs from base 1 to 1065 and encodes 354 amino acids. NCBI's taxonomy places the organism in Eukaryota, Fungi, Ascomycota, Eurotiomycetes, Chaetothyriales, Herpotrichiellaceae. The record is from RefSeq and is a predicted model, not a curated record. Gene Ontology annotation, molecular function: chromatin binding; protein binding. The transcript has 2 exons.